UUUUGGUAUAACGAAUUAGUUCCUACCUGCCACCUUGACUCUUGGAGUCUUGGAUUAUGUGUUUCAAUCUGUUGGAAUCGUAGUAAGCACGAGGUGCCUGCGAUGAUCGUGUAAUGCGUGCUAUGUCAUCACAGAUAUAUACAAUUUCAAGUUAUACAAAAAUUUAUGUAAUUUAUGGCGUGUAUUCCUUCCGAUAAUCCAGUUGAUCAGAGGGUAUGUGUAAAUACUGAAUAUAAAAAAUUCUUUGUGUAACUUUAUAGUCUAUUAUUAAACUAAUGCAUUUGAAUGUUGAACGAAAUAUAACGAAGAAGUACGAAAAUCACAAGUGUAGUCAGUGUUCAAAACUAAUUAACUUCUAAGUUUAUUAUUGGCGAAUACCCGCGUAAUUGUUACAAGUUACAUCUGUUUAUUAGUGAAUAGGAGGUAUCAUUAGAAACUGAAGGGAUAUUUUGCAUCAGCGAAAACCUUGGUUGCUGCUGCGACAGUUAUCCUUUACCCUAUCAUUUUCGAGAAGAAUAAAUAACAAUGGGAGACCGCAACAAUCCCAUUAAGUUUGGUCCGGAGUGGCUACGCAACCUUGCACGUGAGCGGAGCGCCGGGAGGACGAACACACCUCAGAACAACCCCAGGCCCGGAAACCCGCAGAACACCAGACCCAGUGGGUCUCAGGGACCUGGUGGUUCAGGCCCUAAUUCAGCUGGGGCUGCGGGAGGCACAGGUUCGUCGGGUCCACCGACGUCGGUCAGUCCACCGAACGCUGGUGCCACAGCAUCAGGUGGAACCUCUACACCUACUCCCGGGACCUCGACCGGAGCAAUCACACGAAACACAAAUAACAAUCCAGUGCCAAAAGUGCAGCUCGCUAAGAUGAGAUACGGCAGGGAAGAAAUGUUGGCAUUAUAUGAUAGAACAUCCGAGGCCCCAGAGGAGCUGAAGUACUUCGAUUUGAUAUACCAGCCGCGGGGAAAACCACCUGUCGCACUGAACACCUUCGAGGAGGAGACUCAGCGGGGCGGGCCGCCCAUCGGAGCGAUGCCAACAGAACGCUUCGGCAUAGGACGAGGCGCGGGCCGGGGUGCUAUCGCGAGCGAGCCUCGGGGGAAGUCCCGCAUGCCGUUCGUGCGUCAUCCAUCAUCCGGCCCGACGUCUGGAAGGGGUUCUGCCUCACUGCACACCGGUAACGCCAGGUCUCCCGGGUUCAGCGGCCCUGAAGAAGAAGCGCCCCCGGGCCGGCCGUGGACAGGCAAUAAUGGUGGAGGUACUACGAACAGGACUGAUCAGGGUGAAUGGGGACAGAAUAAAAUGUAUCGAAGCCAAUCGCAGUCCUCUGCCGCACAUAGACCACUUCAAAGUCGCGCCAAAGAUCCUGGGUCACCGCCUACAGCAUCCAGUCGGGCUUCCACGACUACAUCAGGUCAUCGGUCAACCUGGCUGGAAGGCGCCCUAUGGCGACAUCCCAGUAACACGAAUUGGCGACAAACAUCACGCGACGAAGGAGGGGAUGAAUGGAGACAUCAAGAAAAUCCCAGAAAUCGGUCUAACGUAGACAAAUGGGAUCGAGAUUGGAGUGAGAGACCUGUUCAGGAUAGACCGCAGUCUUGGAACUCGAGCCGUCGGACGUGGAUGGGCGAUAAUCAGAACAGCGAGGACAAUUUACCGGAGUGGGCCGUUGAUAGUGCUGAAGCGGGAGCCGGCACAUUCGACUCCACCGGCGCUUUUCACGGUUAUAGUAAUGACGACUCAAAUAUACCCAAGAGCCAAGAAACGACCUAUCCUUUGACUCGUUCGCACACACACGGUAGUUUCGCAAGAUCAAAAACUGCCGAGGAAGGAUCUGAUGAGUGGUGGGCUUCAGAAAAGGCCAAGAAAUUAUCACCGAAAAGAUUUGAUGCAGGGGAAGCCAAGUACAAGAAGUCUUUAAGCACGGGAUCGAACGAAGCCGCAGCAAGCUCAGGUUCAAAUCAAGGAAACACAAAUAUAGAUGAAGUACAAGAAAUACCAGAGAAAUUGGAGAAUUCUCGUAGCGAGGCCGAUAAUAACACCCACAAUAACGCGGAGGAAAAUAAAGAGAAUGUAAUGAGACAGAAGUUCUCGGAGAGCAAGACGUUUGAUGCGCUGAUGAGAUCUGACAUCGAUUUCGCGGAGAACAAUGAUGAUAUGAGUAACUUCCAGUCGGUUAUGAUCACACCGAACAACAGUCUCCGCCAGAAACACCAGAACAUCGUCACAUCGGGCGCCGAUCCGUCGAUUAUGCAGGCGUCCAGCUCGGGACUACUUCACAUACUGCACGGCAUUCCGAUGAGCGCCAAGACCACAGAGAAUGAAGCCACCCAGACUUCCGAGGACAAAAUAGUCGAAGAACUGAUUGAUAUGACACUCGAGGACCCAACCCUGCCGCCGAAUUUGCAAGCCAAUACGGCUAAUACGAUGCUGAUCCAUCCCAUCCCCAACGCGACACCUGGCCUGCAACUACGAAUCCCAAACCCUGCAAUGCAAUCCCAUGCUUUGUCAAUGAACACGGCGUCGUUACCGACUUCAGCUAUGCAAGCUCCAAACAUCCAAAAUGUUGGCAUACAAAAUUCAGCCUUGAACUCCUCCCUAGGACUUCCGAUCGGUCCUCCCGGAAACAAUGGAAUGGUUUUGCCAUUGCCACUCCCGCCGGUUAUGCAAAACACGCAAAUAAACGCCAUCAAUACAGGUAUACAGCCGAGAACAGUGAUGGGUAGCUUCCAACCCAACAACGGUAUACCAGUGAUACCCGCACCCAAUGUCGUUAAUAAUACAUUGUUCAUGGCCCAGAACAACGCACCGCUGUCAUCGUCGAACGAUAUGCCGAUGUCCAAUCACGGCGGGCAAAACAAUCUGUUCCCCAUUCACGGGAUACAACACACGACCUCGCAAAGUUUCGGAUCCAUAUACAGCAAUAUAAUGCAGACCCCGACGCCCCAAGGCACGCCCAACGCUCAGAACCUCGCCGACCAGUGGUAUUACGAAGAUCCUAAAAAAAUCAUCCAAGGGCCGUUCUCCUCCAAGGACAUGUAUAAUUGGUACCGCGCCGGCUUCUUCAGCCCGAGCCUGAUGGUGCGUCGUGCUUACGAACCCCACAUGCGCCCGCUCGGCUCGUACGGUCCGGUACCGUUUGCACAAAUGGAUGUUCUCUCUCCAUUCCCUAUGUCUGGGUUCGAAUCUAGACCCCAAGGGUACGAUAUGCUUAACCAACAGCCGGGCCUGGGAAUCGAAGAUUCGCUAUGGGGCCAGCCGGGGCCGGCGCAGGAUAUGAUGUGGAUGCAGCAGACUAUCAAUGCAAGGAACGAGAGCAGCGUCAACAAUUUGCCAAUGUUUUUCUGGGACCCACAGCCGUCCUCUGCGAUAUCUUCCAACUCGUUACUGCCGGAGGAGAUAGCCAAGGAGAUGAAAACCGAGGAUCAAAUUCUAGCUCAACUCAGGGCUUCGCAAAACUUACCUACCCCUCCGACUGCGCCCUUCCUGACCGACAGUACCGCGACCACGACCUCAACGUCUUUGACUAUGAACACUACGAAUGAUGGGUUUUCAACCGUAAUCGCUACUCCUGACCUGGAAAAGUUGCAGAAGUUGCUGCAGAACGACACUGUUACGACACCCGCCCCCACCGGUGACGUGAAAGACGCCGAAAAUGUCGAGGUUACUUCGUCUAAACCGGCUAAGGCUGAAGCUACCUCUGAAACGCCAGUGAAAUCAGCACCAACCAAAACACCAUCGGAAAAAUCAAAACAAGCUAAAAGUGACACAGACAAAUCUGCUAAAGCCAAGGACGUUACCAAAACUAAAAAUAAAAAGACCAAAGAAGAAAAGAAAGAAGAUAAUGACGGAAAGAACAAAGAAGAGGAAAGCAAGUCCGAGAAAGCAUCGGUUGAAUCUUCACCGACGAAGAACAAAAAAGAAGAGAAACAAAGUAAAAAAGAACUAGAAAAGGAGAAGAAGGAGUGGAUUAAAGAAGGCUUCACAAUUGUCAAAGCUCCCGAGAAGGGUAAUAAUAAAGAAUCCAAGAAGAAGGCCGAAGAGACCAAGGCGGCCGAGGAGGUCGAAAAGAAAAAUUCUCAUUCUAGGAAAGAAGAAGAGAAGGUCGUCGUCGUUAAAGAAGAGGAAAGAAGGAAGAUGACAGAAUUAACAAAGAAACAGCAGCGACAAAUACUUGAUUCACUCUCGAAGAAAGCCCCGUGGUCCGCAACGCAGGCUGCAACCACGAAGGAUGGGAUCAAUCUCGCUGAGAUACAGCGCCUGGAGAGGGAGAAGAAACUGGAACAGAUAAAGGAGCAGCAACACAUGAUGCAGCUGAUCGCUCAGCAGCAGGCCGAGGCGCUCGCGAGGGAACAGGUCAUAAAUAGUUUGCUCAAUUCGCAGGAUUCGCAAACGAAUCUACCCUGGAGUAAGAAGAAGUCGAGCAACACCGGGUCCGGUCAGAGUCUAGCAGAGAUACAGGCGGAAACGAGACGGCAAUCGGCCGCAGCCCAGGCAGCUGCUGCGGCUCACGCCAUUGAGGAGGCCCAAGCGCUCCCUCCGCCUCCGCCCAACCACGCGCCGUGGGGGAACUCACAUAACGGUGGUGGUUUCUGGGAUACGCAACCUAACUCUUCGAAGCCGGAGAAGCCCCAGGAGCCGAAACCGGAGAAGAAGAAGAAGGUUGUCGUCUACGCUCCAAAGAAGGAGACCUCUCCGGUAGCCGAGUUCGAAGCAUGGUGCAGCAACGUGCUGACCUCGUGGAGCUCCAAGAUUGAUGUGCCGACGUUCGUGGGCUUCCUCAAGGACAUAGAGUCGCCCUACGAGGUGAAGGACUACGUCAAGUGCUAUCUCGGCGAAUCGAAGGACGCCAAUGAUUUUGCUCGACAGUUCCUCGAGAGAAGAUCUAAGCUGCUCCGCGUGGGAAUGGUGACGCCCUCGGACGACCUUUGCUCCCCCGCCAUGGCCGUCAAUCCGCGAGCCUCGCUCUCCGACUACCAGGAGGUGAAGGGCAAGGGGAAGAAGUCGAAAAAAAAUAAAAUGCUCAAAGUCGACGCUCGUAUCCUCGGCUUUUCCGUGACAGCCGCCGAGGACAGGAUCAACGUCGGCGACAUUGAUACCGUAUGAGACGACGACUAAAUUGACUACUCGCCAUGUGAUAUCACCCGGAGGUAUUUAAUUAAUGCACUAUAAAUUAAAAACGGUAACGGUCUCACAGCGCCCGGUGGUAUCCACCGGACGUCGGUGCAGUACGCGUAGACAUUUUUAUAAAAA
This is a messenger RNA of Vanessa tameamea, 5253 nucleotides long. It is a transcript of the gene Gyf, whose product is annotated as GRB10-interacting GYF protein 2. The transcript is spliced from 28 exons. Bases 526 to 5106 code for a protein of 1526 amino acids. NCBI's taxonomy places the organism in Eukaryota, Metazoa, Arthropoda, Insecta, Lepidoptera, Nymphalidae. The record is from RefSeq and is a predicted model, not a curated record. Gene Ontology annotation, cellular component: cytosol. Gene Ontology annotation, molecular function: protein binding.